Plasmodium vivax (malaria parasite P. vivax) is the source of this 9003-nucleotide messenger RNA. RefSeq names its product ubiquitin carboxyl-terminal hydrolase family 2, putative. Lineage: Eukaryota; Apicomplexa; Aconoidasida; Haemosporida; Plasmodiidae. The record is from RefSeq and is a predicted model, not a curated record. Gene Ontology annotation, cellular component: cytosol; nucleus. Gene Ontology annotation, biological process: protein deubiquitination; regulation of protein stability. The transcript is spliced from 4 exons. Gene Ontology annotation, molecular function: cysteine-type endopeptidase activity; cysteine-type deubiquitinase activity; protein binding. The coding region runs from base 1 to 9003 and encodes 3000 amino acids.
AUGUACAACAGCAACGACGAUGAGGAGGAGAACUACUCGAGGAACAGAAGAAGCAACUCGUCAGACAGUGGCAACGGGGAGGGAAACGGGAUGCUAAACGACCAGAUAAACACCUACAGCCAUUAUAACAACUUCAAUCGCUUUCACGAGCAAAACAUGCAAGCGUGCAAAAUUGACGAAAUAUACGUAGACGAUAGUUAUGACGAAAAUAAUAGCUACAGUCAGAAAGGAGAGAAGGUAGGGGAGAACAACCAUUUUGAAGCAAGCAAAAAUGUAAGUUUCGAUGGACCGUAUAGCCAUAAAAAUCUGAGGGAAGUUACAGAAAAUGAAAUUGAGUUAGUAGUAGAUAACUUUUUCGAUCGAAUUAGAAACAAUGAGGAUGUGUAUUCCGAAUGGAAAGUAUGCCCCAAUUUUAUCUUUCGCCUUUUAUUUAUUGCAAAGUCAAGGUCAAAUAAUUAUAUGUACCCUGUGGCUUCUUCCUUCAUUGAGGCCAUCGCGAAGAAUGACUGGGUGCCCGAUUGGGGAUUCAGCAGUGUGCAAUAUUAUAUAAUUUUAAUUAACCUAGCGGAUUAUAGAAAAUCAUAUUACAAAAUUGAUCACUUUAGUUUUUCUCAUUUGAAUACGGACCGAGGUUGGCACAAUUUUGUUCCCUUCGAAAAGUUAAGGGAACCAGGAUUUAUUAACGAAAAUGGGCAGAUCGUUUUAAGGGCCGGCGUCUUCCCUUUCGGCUCAGAAUCUUUUAAAAACAGUAGAGAUAUUAAUUAUGAUAGUAAGUCUAGAACAGGCUUUGUUGGUUUGAAAAACCAUGGGGCGACCUGCUACAUGAAUGCCCUGCUGCAACUCCUGUACCAUAUUAACAUUUUUCGGAAGGCUGUUUGUAUGAUGAUUUUUAACAUAGAAAAUAUCAUUGGGGAGAAAACGUUGGAGUUUUUUAAAAAAAAAUUUGAGAAAAAAAAGCGCAGGAAAAAGUGCCUCCCUGGUGACAAUAGUGGCGCCAACCAGGUGGGUGUCAGCGUUGGCGGCCACGGGGUGGACUCGAGGAAGACGAACCGGAAAAAGAAAAAGACAAAGUUGGAACGGGUAGACAGCUCCGACUCGGAGCGCUUCAAGGGGGCCUCCCCCAUGAGGAUGGUGCCCUACACGCCCAGCGACAACAACGGGGAGGGGGAGCAGCAUGGGGAGCAGCAUGGGGAGCAGCAUGGGGAGCAGCAUCGGGAGCAGCAUCGGGAGCAGCAUCGGGAGCAGCAUCGGGAGCAGCAGUAUGGGGAUCACCCGGAUGUGGAUCGGCAUGAUACGCGAAGGCAAAGCGGGCCCUUUGGCGAACCGGAACUCAUCGCGGACCCUGAUGAACCCGAGUUGUUCCAAAUGGAAAAACAGAACAGCAACAUCCGAGCAAAGAAGGACGUGAAAAAUUCCGACCUGCGGAUGAAUCACCUAAGCAGGAGCGACGACAACGAUAAUGGGAGCAGCACGAAUGGUCAGCUUAGACACCCGAAUGAAGAACCGUUGGGGGCUCCUCACAAUGCAGCCUUAGGGGGUGGGUCCCCCCUGAUGGAACGGCCAUAUGAUCACCCCCAUCAGCUGCAAGCGGAUAAUUUAGAAAACGUGAAGGAGAAAAAAACGAUCAGCGAGUACCAGCAGAUGUAUGCCCCCCAUGAAGAGGUAAGCAACAACGAUGGGGAAGAAGCACAGGAAGGGGCAGCGUACCGACCCAACACCGUUGUGAACAUUGGCCGAAUCAGCAGCAACGACAUUGCAAAAAUGGGUAACAUUCCGAGCGUCAGCCCCCACGAGUACGAAAUAAAGAACAAUAAGAAGCAUGCCUAUGUGCACAAUUCGUCGUCCGACCCGUCCAUAGACACAGGAGGGAUGCAAAAUAAUGUAAGCAACAACGAUAGCGGGGAGGUGUAUUAUGAUAACUCGCUGUACAAAAGUGAAGGGUACAACAACGAAAUGGUGAUGACAGUGAACUGUAAGAAGAACAAAAAGAAAGGUAUGGUCUACGAAUCGAAGAAGAAUUUAAAAAAAAAAAAAAAAAUCUUCAAAUAUGCAAAUGAGAGAAAGGUGGAGCAGACCGAAAAUAACGACCAUGUGAUGUCUCCCCUGAGCUCGUCUGAUAACCUGUCCAACAUUUCGACCCUCUCCAAGGAGAAGAAGAAAAAGAAGUUCGCUUCGAACAGCAACUUUCAUGAAACGGUAAGUGGUAAUGUGAAGAAGGAAAAUGACAACUCGGUCAAUAAUGCCGUGGGCCACUCCGAGGGGGAAGAGGGCCCCGUGCCGCGCGAUGGGGGCCCCUCCCCCCCCCUGGGUGGUCACCACGUGAAUAGCCACCUGAAUAGCCACCUGAAUAGCCACGUGGAUGGGAGCGCCGGUGAAGACUCCGGUGCAGAUGACCACCCCAAUGAGAGGGGUGAGAGGGGCACCGCCCUGGGAGGGGGAGACGAAGAGGGCUCCUACUCAGACAGCGACAUGUCGGUCCUGUCUAUCACCUCGUCCGGGUCGUCCUCCUACGUGUCCUGCUCCUCGGCCUCCUCCUCGUACUACCACAAAAAUAAGAGGAAAACAAAAUAUGACAAGUCGAAAGAGGUGGAUUAUAAGAACAUCCUCCUGGAGGAAGAAAACGAAAAGAAGAACAUCCUCCCCACAUCCUUAGCGUUGCAGAAUUUGUUUUACAAACUGCAUUGCAUGAAUGAAGCGGUGUCUUGUAAGGAGCUGAUAAGAUCCUUUGGGUGGGACGCAAGCGACGUGUUCACGCAGCAAGACACACACGAGUUACUAAAGUUGCUACUAGACAAAGUGGAAGAACAAAUGAAAGGAACGGUAGUCGAAGGGUCAGUCAAAAAAAUGUUCGAAGGGGAAGUAGAAACGUAUAUAGAAUGCCUAGACAUAGAUUACAAAAGUGUGAGAAAAGAGACCUACGAAGAUAUCCAGCUGGACGUACAAGGCUGCAACAAUAUUUAUGAAUCGCUCGACAAAGCAAUCGAAGCGGAAGUGUUAGAGGGAGACAACAUUUACGAAACGGAUGGGUAUGGAAAGCAGAAGGCAAAAAAAGGAAUGCGCUUUUUAAGCUUCCCCAACAUUUGCAUAUUUCUCCUGAAAAGAUUUACAUUCGAUCUGCAACGAAUGGAAACGGUGAAGCUAAAUAACCGAUUCGAAUUUUACAAAGAAUUGGAUCUCUCCAAAUAUUGCCAAAGUGGAGGUGAAUACAUCCUACAGGCAGUGUCAGUGCACCAAGGAAACAUGAACAGUGGCCACUACUACUCCUUUAGCUACAAACAUAAUGAAAACUUCUGGCUCAAAUGUGAUGAUGACAAAAUAUUCCGCGUGAGUGAAUACUCAGUCAUCAAUGAUAACUUCGGUGGAUAUGACAUCAACACGGAAAGGGACCUCUACGACUUUGAUAUUGCAGACAAAAUAAAACAGAGGAUGAAGCAUUACAGUGCUUAUAUGCUGGUGUAUGUUAAGAAGUCCCUCAUCCCUAAACUUAUUAAAGAGUGCGACCCGGCGGUGGUCAACCCACAGGUUGUUAAGAGAUGCAGGAUGGAAGAAAUCAUCAACAGGAGGAGGACCAAACUGAAACAGGAAAUAUUGCAAUACGUCAAAAUUAGGGUCUUCGACAAGUACUCCUAUCUGUAUAAGUCGUUUGGCGACCUCCCCCCAGUUGGCAUCCCCUCCCUCUUCAAUAUCAAAUUUGAUAGAAACAAAACCGUUUUGGAGACCUUUUGUAAAAUCUUGAAAAUCAUAAAGAAGAUCUACCUCUGCAAGAGGAGGAAGCGCGCGGAUUAUCUGCUCGGCCAGUCGAAGAAGAUCAAGGUGGGAAAGGCGGCCAGGGCGGAGAGGGCGGCGGAGAGGGAGGCGAGUCAGCGGGGCACGCACCCCAUGGGGAACCCCCCCACUUCUAUGUUGCUCAAAUCGGAGGCGCCGGCGGACGGGGGAGACCCCCACCGGCAAGCUCUCUUAGGUGAGCACUUCCACCGCGGGAGGGCUCCCAAGGAGGAGCGUGACAAAGCGGGAGCGGCUUCCAGCCGGAGCGACCGCGGAAGCAGCGAUGGAAAUGGAGGACACAACCGCUUUUCACACGCAAAAUUAACGGGGAAGAAAACGCACGAAAAUGAGUUGAAUGAGCUGAACGAGUUCUGCGAGUGGAGCGAGCGGAAUGAGUGCGUCCAGGAGAAGGGCCCCCGAGGGGACGCCUCAAAAAAGGGGGCGAGCAAGCGGGGUGUAAAGGCAGAGUGUGCUACCCCAGAAGAGGGCCCCCCCCCACAGCAGAGCUCCGCGGAGGACUCCCCAUCCACCGUGUCCUCAGUCCCUUCAUGCUGCAGCACCAAGUCGAUAGAUAAGUACAUUAAAUAUUUAUCCAAGAGGAAGAAUGAAAGGCCGAAGAGGAGAUCAUCCCACGUGAACAACUCCAGGAUGAAAAAUUUUUCCUCGUCAAACAAUUCGUCGUACUACUCCUCUUCGUAUUCAUCCCACUCAGGGGAGGACUCCUACUCCUCCGCCUCCUCCUCCUCAUCGAAUGGCUAUGUAAAGGAGAAGAAGUGUUUCUACGUGUUGCUCCCCACCAAUGAUGUGUACCGGUAUUUCCCCCUGGACAUGAAGAUCAACAGCCAGCUGUACCUCUACGAACUGCUAAAAAAAACGAACAAAGAAUCGAAUGACCUCUUCCCAACCAUAGACAUAUUGUAUCUGCCCUAUAACAAAAAAACGUCCAUUCGAAAAAACAAUUCGAACGCAAAAAAUAAAAACGUCUUGUUCUUUUUUAAAUACUUUGACAUUUACGCGGAGGAAAAGAUAGGAGAUACGGCCCUCAUCUGUCUCGACCUCAUGCACUGCGAUGUGUACCUCAAGCCCAAGGAGUUAGAGUCUAGGGUUAUCCAGAAGAUAUUGAAGGCAAUGAAAAAGGGCUACAUUACCAGCUAUAAUUAUGACCUGUGGAGGAACUACCUCAAUGAGGAGGAAGAAUACUACUACGUAGACGACCCCCUCAAUUUUAAAAUUUUCAUCGAAUAUAAAAAUAAAUGUAACUUAAUAAAAUCCAAAAAAAUUAUUGCUCACAAUAAGAUGGUUCCGGGGGACAUCCUCAUCUUUAACUUCUUAAGUAAUGCAGAAUUAGAAAAAAAGAAAAAUUUUAUUGUCCGCUUGGGCACAAGGAAGGAGGACCUUUUCCUCACCGAGGAGAACCAAGUCACCUACGAUCUCUUUUUUAAUGCUGACGUGUUGAGUAAAAUUCUGUAUAGGAAGAAAAAGCUCAUCGAAAGAAUGAAUAACUGUUGCUACAUUGUUAGCAAUAGGAAUGGCGUUUACUACAAGGUGCCCUCCUGCGCCUCCUAUUCUGGUGACUGUGCCUUCCCCGGCGUGUUUAGCAGCGGAAUCUCCAACGGGAAUGGGGACCCCACCGCGGGUGAACUCAGCCGGAGGGACCUUCUCAAUGAUGACUACUUCGUGAAUGGGGCGAAUUCUCAUCUGAGGAGGAAGAAGACGAAAAAGGAGACGGCGUCGGAAGUGGCGGCCCAGCUGGAGGCGAACGUCGAUUUUGCCGCCCCGAGUCGUGUGCAGCAGGAGAAUUACUUCGCCUACGGGGGGGAGCAAGGAGAGGAGCAAGAAGGGGAGCAAGGAGAGGAGGCAGAAGACGUCGCCGUGGGAGAGGUCGCCCCGGGAGCGGGAGGCACCCCUGGCUUGGGCCCAAUUGGCGCAAGUUUGAACUUCUACCUCCCAGUGGAGAGGGACCUGCUGCAGGGGGGCAACCCGGCGCGUCACGCGAAUGGGGCGAACGGUGCGGACCCCCCCCUGCCGGUGCCCAUAGACGAUAUGAACGACACCGCUCACGUAAAUGACGAAAACGCAAACUUCCGUUUGCUAAACGUGCCGAAGGAAAAUCUGAGCAGCCAAGAAGUGAUGAACCUCUACCUCUGCCUCAAACAGCUGAGUCCCAAAUUUGAGAAAAGCGGAAUGGCCUACGAAUACAGCUUGCUAAGCAAAAGCAUGUUGGCGCCCGUGAACGAAGCUGCCGUUAACAACAAAAAACUCAUUUUUAAAAAGAAGAAGAAGCACCCCCCGAACAUUUAUAACAAUGAGUGUGUUAAUAUUUGCAGAGAUUACCAGUACCCGUUUUACUCUCCUCCCACUUCGGAUCUCUCAACGGAUGAUGAGAAAAGAGUGCCUCAGAAGUGUAUUCAAAGGGAGGAAGUCAAAAGGAAGAAGAAAAAAAAAAAACACGACGAGGCUGCAACGGGUGCUUCCAUACACAAGUUGAAUUAUGCUGAUGGUCAAGCGAACGGAUUAGCGUUUAAGUGCACCCCGAAUGGUGCCCACGCAUUGGGAGACAAAGCGGCGGACGGGAAGAACACCGCCGCGGCGAGCAACAGUGACCUUAAAAACGAUUACGGACAUAGUAACAACCUGCGAGUGCCCAGCGUCAACUUUAAUUCUUCCAACGAAAAUAACAUUUCGAACGAUUUAAUCGCCAGGAACGACUCCGAAAUAUCGUUUUGCUCCUCGGCCAACUCGGACCUGACCUACACCUCGGACAGCACAGCCUACUACAUGUUCAACGCGGAGGAGUCCCUAGAAUCUGUGUACACGAACGAAAUAUAUGACCAUAAGAAGAAGCGAAAAAAAAAGAAGAAAAAGAAAAAAAAAAAAAAAAAAAAAAUGGAUACUUCACCGGAGAGAAGAAUCGAUAAUGAAGAGGAUCCCUUGGCUCCUCCGCAGAACAGGGGUGAAUAUAAGGGGAACUUUUUUAACGUAAAUUCGGAAGAUGAGAAAAUCGAAGCGUAUGUUGAUAUGCCCCAUCCGGGGGGAACAGCGAAAGGGGGUAAUUACCCCAGUUCGGGUGGCCGGGCAGGCCAGAACGUCAAAUGCAGGGUUAAAGCGGGAGAACCGGGUCGCACCCACGGGGGGGAUAGCAGCGGUGGAAGCAACGCAAGCAGUGGCGGUAGCAGUCAGCAGAGUGAACAUCCCAAGGGGCACCACCUCGGUGAGCACUUCGCAAAACAGGAGGACCCCCUCAGGAAAGGCGCCGACGAGGCGUCACACGUGGGAGAGCCACACGGGGAGCCAGUCAACAGAAGUGGAAGAAGUGGUAGAAGCUGUAGAAGUAGUCCAAGCAGCCGAAGCAGCCGGAGCAGCAGGGGCAGCGGCUGGAAGCAGGCGGGAGGGAAAACUUCGGACGGCAGGAUCCCCAUAAACGGCGAACACGUGAGCGAUAGCGUCUAUUCCUACCAUAAGAACAGAGGAGACGGGGGGGCACGCGAUGAGAACACCGCAGCUGGGGCAGCAAAUGGGACGUGCGAGGACACGGACAAUGACGCGGCCAGCGAGGCGCAGAUGAACGACAGGAGCAGGGCCCUGCUGCAGGAGAAUAUGAACAGCAUAAACAGUAUGAACGUGCAGGGGGAAGCGGAAAACCUACUGGAAGUGUCAACGAACGUGCGGGGCGAAGCGGACAACGUGAUGGGGGAAGCGACAAACGUGCAGGGCGAAGCGACAAACGUGCAGGGCGAAGCGACGAACAUACUGGGAGUGCCAGCCAAUGACAGCCUCAUCAGCAGCAACGCCCCCCUGGGCGGCGGCAGAGGCCAGGAGAACCGCAGAAGGAGAAAAAACAGGAGAGCCAAAAUUAUAAAAAAGUGCGGCGGAGUGAAGGACAAGGAAGAACCAAUCCUGCCCUUCUACGUCAUAUGCGACUAUCUAGAUUUUGUAGAAAGGAAAAUAUAUGUGAAAAAGUUUCGGUUUAAACUGUACGACCCGAUUUAUCAACUGGGGAAGUACCGCAAUUGCGCGGGGGUUGUUCUGAAGAAGGAUUUGAAAAAGAGUUGCCUGAAUUACAUCGACUCAAAUUUUAUAUUUUUAAAAAAGGAGUUAUGCAAAAUAGAUUUAGACAUUGACAUUAGGUGUCCAACCAAACAGAUCUUUAAGCACGUUUGCUACCGAAUGAAUGUAGAUCCAACACAUGUGUUGAUUUUCCCCUACCCUCCGUUGAAUAGCCCCAUCAAUUUUAAUCCAUACAAUAUUGAUUCGUUCACAUCUAACUCAGAUUCGGAUGGAGAGAAUUACCCGAAAAAUGGCAACUGCACGUAUGGGCCCAUGCCUUUCGAAACGCUAAUAAAACAACAUGCCAUAGCGUUAGAGCACAAUACGCUGACCGAACAGAAAACCUUUUGUUUGUCUCUCCUUCCUUUUCAUUACAAGUAUUUUACGAGACUCUACCCGGAGGAUUCCCCCAAGUAUUUCCACUACGUAGUUCACCUGUUCAACGCGAAUGUGCAGUCAGUUGCGGCAUUUACAGGGCAUAUUAAGCUCAGGAGAAGUUUCCCUAAUAAACAUAAAGGGGAGGAAAAUUACCUCCAAGAGGGGGAGGCUAACUCGAGCAGUGAAAACUCAGGUUCUUCCGCCUCGGACAGAUCCAGUAGCACCAUGGCGAACCGACACUACAUGUCCAAUAAUUACACAACUGUGCAGGAUUUAAUUGACAAAAUUAAGUUAGAAAUUAACCCCUAUUUGAAAAAGAGAGGCAUAGACGUCAGGCAAAAGUUCAGAUUGCUCUUUACCUUCGGCCCCAAAAUUAAGUACCUCAGCCAUAAUGAGCAGCUCGUUCAAAUGGAUUUCGUCAAAACGAAUCACAUCAAAAAUGUGUACGUCACCCCGCUGAGGAUGGAGCCCGAUUUUACCGACGAGCAGAAGCGUUUGAUAGAGGCGGACCAGCUGAAGAUAAUCCACGUUUUCAACCAGACCCCUUCGAAGGAAGUUUUCGGCUACAGUUUUGACGUCCUCGUGGAUCCGAAUGACAAUAUGCUGGACAUCAAAAACAGGAUAAGGAAAAGGACCCUCCUGCCAAAGUACAUUUUCGACAAAAUCACCUUCUUCGAGUUUGAGAACGGCCAGAGGAUUUGGAGGUCCAACGACGACACGAUCAACUGGAAGAACAAGCAGUUCGCGAUCAUCAUAGGAGAACACCAUGCCCCAUCCCAGUCGAAGCCCCAAAUGGGAAUGAAAAUAGCAUAA